Molecule: messenger RNA, 776 nt
Organism: Nothoprocta perdicaria
Lineage: Eukaryota; Metazoa; Chordata; Aves; Tinamiformes; Tinamidae
Gene: CCDC43
Product: coiled-coil domain containing 43
Exons: 5
Coding region: 1-651 (216 amino acids)
Source: RefSeq, a predicted model, not a curated record
AUGGCGGCGCCCAGCGCGGCGGAGGCGGGCGGCGGGUUCGCGGCCUGGCUGGCGGCGCGGCUGGAGGCGCUGGGCCUGGACCGCGCCGUGUACGGCGCCUACGUGCAGGGGCUGCUCCGCGAGGGCGAGAGCGACGAGGAGCGGCUCGAGGCGCUGCGCGGCGUCCUGGCCGCCUGCCUGGAAGAAGAUCUCUUGGGCGACGUCUGCAGGGAGGUGGUGGAGAAGUGGUCCCAAGCCCAGGUUGUUGACGCCAAAGAGGAAAAAGAAGAUGAGGUGCAGGCGAUCGCCAGCAUGAUGGAGAAGCAGGCCAGGAUCGUCGUGAAGCCGAGGGAGGUCUCCCAGGAGGAGCGGCAGAGGAAAGCCGCCCUCCUGGCCCAGUACGCCAACGUGACCGAUGAGGAGGACGGUGAGGAUGAACAUGAUGGAUCCUCUGCAACAGCAGUAAAUAUUGGAUCGGAAAAAUCUCUGUUCCGAAACACGAACGUGGAAGAUGUCUUGAACGCCAGGAAGCUGGAGCGGGAGCUGCUGCGGGAUGAGUUCCAGAAGAAAAAAGAGCAAGACAAGCUCCAGCGAGAGAAAGAUAAGCUCGCCAAGCAAGAGCGGAAGGAGAAGGAGAAGAAAAGGACACAAAAAGGAGAGCGGAAGCGAUAGCUGGAGAUUUUCAGCCGGACUCAGAAAUCAUAAAAUUAAUUAUGAGUGUGGUGUGUGUUUGAAAAGCAACAGAAGUUCUGGGCACGUGGCCGAUGAGCGGUUCUUUGGAAGCGUUUCUUCUUCCA